This is a messenger RNA of Drosophila ficusphila, 3297 nucleotides long. RefSeq lists its product as uncharacterized. The coding region runs from base 42 to 2369 and encodes 775 amino acids. The transcript is spliced from 5 exons. The record is from RefSeq and is a predicted model, not a curated record. NCBI's taxonomy places the organism in Eukaryota, Metazoa, Arthropoda, Insecta, Diptera, Drosophilidae.
UCCCAUCGGUAUUUCAUUGCCAUCCCUAGGCCGCAAAUGGAAUGGAUUUUCGUGAAUUAAAUAAAUUGGACUGGCGUUUGCAUCUGAAUAACAAUAAUAAUAUAGUUGAUUGUAGUGCGGGCAAUAGGAACAGCGGUCCUGAUGCGUCGGAUGAACGCCAUUCGGAGCUCCCAUUUCGACAACUCGAUUGUGUUACGGGGGGAUCAACAAUGGGCACGAAACAAAAACGGGCACCAACAACUUUAAGACAGGCCGUUGUACCAGACGACGGGGAAGAUGAAGCUGGGGGAGGGGGCGAGGCCAGGGCAAGAGAAUGCACAGCGACGGCGGUGGCAGCCGAGGGCGUGAAUAAGUUGGGAAGCGGCGCUUACAGCGACUUGGACUUGGAUGUGGCUGGUUACGGUCUGAACGCCGCUGCCCUUUCGCCCACUGAUGCGGCUACCGGCGGUCUAAGCUCAAGCCGCACAUCCAUGAACAACUCGACAGGGAAUCUCAGCUAUGCCAGCGACAACUUUUACGGCGACGAUCUUAUCCUUCUAGAUGAUGAUGACGGAGACGCGGAGGAUAUAUCAAUAAAUUCGGACGACUGCGUCUAUGCCUACCGCGGCGACGGGAUUGACUUCGACAUAGAUCUGGAGACCACCGCCAUAAGCAGGGGAGGUCGGCACCGCUUGGAUUUAAAUAGGGGACCGGUUAGUACUGGAGGGUGCAGUAGCACCAUAGGCGUCGAGGACGAAACCGAGUUUUUGGAAAUGGACUUCGAGCCUGACCCAUCCUCGGAAUUGGAGUAUGUGGCCGGGGCGCAAGACCUUGGAGUCCUGCCGCACGCUAAUUUGUUGCUAAUGCAGCGUGAUUUAAGUCAAAUAAGUGGUAUAGGCGGGACCACGCCCACGCAAGGAAGGCAACUGUUCAGCUCACCUAUCGACGAUUUUCCGCAGGAGGAUAUUCGGCAUCAGCAAAAGCAGCGUCUUAGUAAGAAGUUCGCCCGCAUCAGCUUGAAUUUGGACCAGAUUAAGGAUGCGGGAAAUAUGGGAAAUGGAGUUGAUAUCGAUUUAAAUGAGUCAAUGGGCGAUGGCACGGACAAGGAUGUGGAGUCCCCCGGGUGUGGACAAUCGAUAAAAUCUGCUCUGGCUCAUUCGUUACCCAACACCCUAUACACAGGACCUAGUUUUUCGCGCAGCACUAGUGAGCCCAGUGAACAUCCGGAGCCCAAGUUGACUGGAGCUAAGCCGAAAAGACUAUCCCACUCCUCGUCUGUGAUGUCCAAAAGCAGCUCUUCAUCUAGGUCCCGCCGCUCCCAGCCCUCGACUAGCAUCGAUGAACGUUGCUACAGUUGCACUGAUUUCAGGCCAACUUCGGUUUCAUCUUGCCAGCAGCAGCAAUGCGGAGCGGGGCCUGGGCAGGAUCAAAUUACUCCAAUGCUGGUAGCUGCUGCGGCUGUUGUGGCCAUGGCGUCAUCUUCUUCUUGCAUAUCCCAUUUUGACCUGAGCAGUAACGAGGAUAAUUGUCUAGAUUGUCUGGAAAAAGAGUUCCUGGCCAACACCAUCGGCAAAGUCCUGGACCCGACCACGUGUCCUAAGUGCCGAAAACAAGCCGGUGGAAGAGGCAGUAGCCUUUCGCUUUACGCCCGGGCAGAGCAGACACGCUGUCGAAGCGGCUCGCCAGGGUUCUUUGAUGGUGGCAUGUUCGCUGGCUGGCACAGCACUUCAGCGGCUGGAACCGUUAACGGCCCCAGUUUAGAUUUAGCCUUCAACCAAAGGUUUAUUUUGUGUGAUAAUAAUUUCAGCGGCAUACAGCUACCUAAGCAAAGCUUUUCGACUGAGUCGCUUGUGGCGCGUCUCUCCACAGAAAAUAUUUGCGAAGUAGAGCCCCUAGUGCAGGCGCUGGAAAAACUGCACGUGACCUAUGAUAAGGAACUAAUACGUGGAUAUUUUGAGCAGUUGGCCGUGCGGCGGCAAGCAAACAGCAGGGUCAAUCUAAGACAGCUUUUGAUGCAGGCCUCCAAGCAGCAAGGAAACCACCGUAAGCUCAAACGACUGAUCGAGCUUGUGACCCAGAAGCAGCUCAUAGUGCAAUUCAAACGGCGAGACGAAGGCAACAGCCAAUUGGUGCCGAUUAAGGUGACGGACAUUUUGGAUGCCUGGGAACGGUACCGUGAUCUAUCCAUCCUGCGUCAGUUGGAUAAACGCUUUCAUUGCGUAAAUGUAAUUGGAAAAGUUGGCCAUAUUGUGCGGCAGGCAUCUGUAUCGUCAUCCACAUCGCCCCAAGCUGCAUCAACGUCCUCCUGCACCAGACGCGCCCUUCCUGAAUUUCUAAUGAUCCCGCAGUAUUAUGAGAGUGGAGAGCUGACUUUGAUUCGCAAAUGUUAGGAUUUACUAUUUUCACACCCACCACUCACAGUUAACUAAACAAACUCGCCACAUACACCUAAUCAAAAGCAAAUUGAUGAGCCGAUUUCAUUGUACAAUUUUGUGAGACGAGCCGAGCUCCGGAUAAGAUCAGGAAAUCACAUGGCUUAGGCACAUUAAGUAAGUCGGGUCAGCUCCAACUCCGAAAAUAAGCUUAAGGGAAACAUAAAAACUCAUAGUGAAGUGCGCGUUAAAUUGCAUAAAAAUUUACUCGAAUAAGCGUUAGCCAAGUUUGCAAUAUUUAUAUAGUACCAUUGAUUACACUGCUCUGCAAAUUUCAACUUUUGCGCUGCGAAUAAGAUGCGAUAUAGUGUUUCCGAAAGGUUUUUUCGUGCUGAUCACGAAUCCGGAGUGGAAAUUUUCCCAUCACGUCAAGUUUUUGAAAAAAUAGUGUUUGACAAAAUGGCGCUUUUGGCCACUUUUGAAAAGUUAUACCCCAAAAUUCUGACGUGCUACGAAAUUGAGUAAUAUUGGAAAUUGAAGCUAGAUUUGUGAUCUUUAAAACGAGACCAAAUCAAACUGUUUGCAUGCACCGUUAGGGCAGGGAGCGUGUUUAUAUGUAGGGGUCUUACCGAAAGUAGGAAAGUAAUACUCCCCCAACCGCCCGUGACCACAGGUAUUGAGAGGUUGGACUGUAUAAACUCGGGCCCUGCCGACUCCGGAUCCGUGAUCAGCACGAAAAAAACCUUUCGGAAACACUAUGUCGCAUCUUAUUCGCAAAACCCAUGCAGAGCAGUGUUAUGUAUCUGCCACGCCCGACAACAUAUACCACUCUAUACACCUCUUUACAGAUACAUACGCUCAGAAGCAGAAACUAACGCAUCCUCGUACAUAGCUUAGCUUGUAUACAAAGAAACGAAUUCUGAAUAAACUUUAAGUAGCCAAGUAA